Molecule: messenger RNA, 2916 nt
Organism: Teleopsis dalmanni
Lineage: Eukaryota; Metazoa; Arthropoda; Insecta; Diptera; Diopsidae
Product: growth hormone secretagogue receptor type 1-like
Exons: 4
Coding region: 861-2414 (517 amino acids)
Biological process (GO): G protein-coupled receptor signaling pathway
Cellular component (GO): plasma membrane
Molecular function (GO): G protein-coupled receptor activity
Source: RefSeq, a predicted model, not a curated record
GGUUGGCGUUCUAUAGUUGUACUCCAUUUGAAAUUUCCAUCACCACUGUUCUACAAGCCAACUGACGGAAGCAAUAAGCACCAAUCUACUAGAUUACAUAUGCUUAACUUGGAUUAAGCACAAAAUAAUUGAAUUGAAUCACUUGAGUGAAUAGCAAUCAGUACGCAAUGUUAACUCAUACUUUACUUAAUAUUAGAAUAUACAUGACCUACAACAAAACAACUUAACCCGCUCGACAUCAGUCGUCAGGCUUUGCGCAACAGGAUUUAUGUUGCCUACAUUCCUAGCCGUAUACUGUCAACAACCUCUGCACACUCCAAAAGUGAAAAAAGUACAUACAAUUAUUCGUAACAUCUUCUUCGCUUUACCCGAUUUCCAAACACACUUUCCAAAUACAAUCAGUGCACAGCAGGUGAUGUUACGCGAGCAAAGUGUUUCCGGCCGCCAUCACAGCUUUCUAAGUUUUUAAUAAAAAUGUUGUUAAUGCUUGUAUAAUUCUCAAAACGCCGCAGCACUUGAAACUUAGAUAUUCAACUACACUGUAUACAACUACGGCUGCAAGUCUGGGAAUAGUUGAUAUACGUGCGUACUCCGCAUACCCGAAGCACUUAACUAAAGCCAGCAUCUUCACAGAAUGUCUGGCAAAUGGCGGUAGUAUUAAGCACCAAUACAAACUGAAACAUGUUCUACUUCAAUUGUUUACCGUUUUACUUUGUUGCGAGGCCAGCUCAGUAGCAUGUUAUUCAGUUAAUGGAACGCAAGUCAACGAAAAUGUUAUCACCAAUAAACAAAUACAGUUGGCGAAGUUUUCAACACCACCAUGCGGUGCAAAAAAUGUUACUAUCACGAACCCGUUUGAGAUGCCACCAAACUCUUCUACAAUGUCAAACUCAAACACAAGCACUGUCGAAACUUUUGGUAGUUCAGUUCUUGAGACAGCAAACACUGCAUCAACCACGACCACAGCGCCCACAACCACUAAAACAUUGGCUUCUAAUGUGUCUAACACAACAUUUGAUGAAAUUCCACAAAUUCCUGUGUACAUACGCACCACUGCCAUGUUCUUCUGCAUAAUUAUUAUGGUGUUGGGUGUAAUUGGCAAUAUUAUGGUGCCAAUUGUUAUUGUAAAAACCAAGGAUAUGCGCAACUCCACCAAUAUAUUUCUAACUAAUCUCAGUAUUGCGGAUUUGCUUGUGUUGCUCGUUUGUACACCCACGGUGCUGGUGGAGGUCAAUACCCGCCCAGAGACCUGGGUAUUAGGCCAUGAAAUGUGUAAAGCUGUUCCGUUUGUGGAACUCACUGUUGCCCAUGCAAGUGUGUUAACCAUAUUGGCCAUAUCCUUUGAACGUUACUAUGCCAUAUGUGAACCACUCAAAGCCGGCUAUGUCUGCACAAAGACUCGAGCAAUAUUUAUAUGCUUCCUAGCAUGGGCAAUCGCAGCGCUAUUUACUAGCCCCAUACUUUAUGUAGCAGAAUACAAAACGGUUGAAUACAUUGAUGGAUCAUCUGUGGCGGUCUGCUUGACACAGGCAAUCACCAAACUGACAAUUGGCUUCUUUCUGAUGACCAUUAUAUUCUUCUUUUUGCUGCCACUCAUUAUACUAAUUAUACUCUACGGUAUUAUAGCCAAAAAUCUAAUUUCGAAUAAUGGUCCGAUGUUACGUAUACGUCCCAUCAAACCAGAAUUAAGUUUGAAGGCACGCAAACAGGUGGUGCUUAUGCUCGGCGCUGUUGUUCUAUCAUUCUUUCUGUGCCUAUUGCCUUUUCGUAUGCUUACCAUGUGGAUUAUAUUGAGCUCAGAACAGACAUUCAUCGAAAUUGGUAUUGAAAAAUAUUAUGGACUAUUGUAUUUUUGCCGUAUUAUGUUAUACUUAAACUCAGCAAUCAAUCCAAUAUUAUAUAAUCUGAUGUCAACGAAAUUUCGUAAAGGAUUUUUUAAAUUAAGUUGCAGUACUUGGAAUUUUAUUUGGAGAACAUUGACAUGUGGACGACCAAAGUGCACACGUGCCAGAAUGAAUGGUAAAGUAAUGGGCACAACAACAAAUACAACAACAUCCAAUACAACAACAGCAACAUCGUCUAGUUUAUUAUCGCGUAGUUCAAAUCGAAGAUCAAGCGAAGAAAUUGCACGGACGAGAGUGCAAAUUCAAAUGCAAAUGCCCUGUGGCAGUGACAGUGAAAUGGUGGCAAUGUUGCAUGUAAAUGAUGGAAAUGAAAUAUUGCAAUCCACAACAGACAACAGAAAUAUGCAAAUGCUAAAAAAUAAAAUGAAACAACAGCAAAAACAACAACAACCACAGCAGCGGCAACAACAUCGCUUAUAUAUGCUUAGUAAUCGAGUGCGGUGUCAAAAACAACAUAAUUUUGAUUCGAAAUCAUUUCAAAAUCAAAAUGAAGAAAUUCUCUCAGAAUAGAUAGCAAGUAAAAGAUUGAUUGUUAUUUAUAAGUCCUCAACAUACAAAAUAAAAUUCAAAGCUUUAUCACUUAUAAUAAAGAAAUUGACUGAAAUGAUGUUAACAGACAUCAAUCGAUGUUGAAACUACUCGUGAAAUCAUGUUAAUGCACAGAAUGCAAUCAGUGUUAAAAUAAUUGCAGUUACAAACAAGACUUUAAUCAAAAUUAAUGUUAAAGUGACAUCAAAAACAUAGAAAUAUGUUUUUGAGUGACAUCAUGUUAACAGAAUGCAAUCGGUGUUAAAAUAAUUGCAGUUACAAACAAGAGCUUAAUCGAAAUUAAUGUUAUAGUGACAUCAUGUUAACAGAAUGCAAUCGUUGUUAGGAUCUCUGUUAUUUUGUCUACGAACGGUAAUAUGUGGUAAUUAAUAAGCUUACCAUAAUAUCACAAUAAAAAUUGAUAAAGUAUUAUUAAUCUAAGGAAUAAUUAUAAACAAAAUAUUGAUUCCACUCAUUUGAAACA